CUUGCAUUUCUUAUUAUUUACAUCGAACCCUAAAAUAAUCAAAAAUCCGAAACCAUUUCCAUUUUUGCAAACUUCUUCCUCACACCUCUUCUCUCUUUCACCGCCGUGGGCUCCACCCUCUCUUCCUCUGAAGACUUUUCCUCUUUUCCGGCAAAAAGGUUAGCGGCAAAAUGGCUGGCGGUAGAUUACUUCAGCAGAUUUUAAAGAGGAAAUUCCAGUCUCAUUCCACUGCAAUACCAGCUUUAUCAUCUGUAGCAACAAAAGAUCAAGGCAGUUCUAGUGAAAAAGUCCUGAGAGCAUUUGCUGUUCUUGGAGCAGGUGCUACAGGUCUUUUGAGUUUUGCCACAGUCGCAUCUGCAGAUGAGGCUGAACAUGGCCUAGAAAGCCCCAACUAUCCUUGGCCUCACAGUGGCAUCCUCAGUUCCUAUGACCAUGCCUCGAUUCGUCGUGGGCACCAGGUUUACACACAGGUCUGUGCCUCAUGCCACUCAAUGUCUCUGAUUUCAUACCGUGAUCUCGUGGGUGUAGCAUACACCGAGGAAGAGACUAAAGCUAUGGCUGCUGAGAUCGAGGUGGUUGAUGGACCUAAUGAUGAAGGUGAAUUGUUUACUCGUCCUGGUAAACUCAGUGACAGAUUUCCUCAGCCAUAUUCUAAUGAAGCGGCUGCUAGGUUUGCAAACGGCGGGGCCUAUCCUCCAGAUCUAAGUCUUAUAACGAAGGCUCGACACAAUGGUCAGAACUAUGUGUUUGCUCUUCUUACAGGUUAUCGUGAUCCACCUGCUGGUGUUUCGAUCCGAGAAGGGUUGCACUACAAUCCAUACUUUCCUGGUGGAGCCAUUGCUAUGCCUAAGAUGCUCAACGAUGGUGCUGUUGAGUAUGAAGAUGGUACUCCAGCGACAGAAGCUCAGAUGGGCAAGGAUGUGGUAACAUUUUUGGCAUGGGCAGCGGAGCCGGAGAUGGAAGAAAGAAAACUGAUGGGAUUUAAGUGGAUUUUUGUACUAUCUCUGGCUUUACUUCAAGCAGCAUAUUACAGGCGCUUGAAGUGGUCUGUUAUGAAGUCCCGCAAGUUGGUCCUUGAUGUUAUCAACUAGAGAUCGAGGCUUUUUUUUCAUAUUGUAUUGAUUGUGGGUCGUUUCCAGUGGAGAAAUAAUUUUUCCUCGAAUGUCAUUUUGACUGCCAUGGUUGAUUGUUUCAAUCAAAUGGCUCGGGCAAGUUAUAUUUUGAUUGCCAUGGAAGAAAAUAAGCUUCCAACAUAGUAGAUUAUUCUUUUUUCUCUUUUCUACUCGUAGACGAUUUUGAUCAUACCUGCAUUUUCAGAAUGGCCAUGUGUUAUAUAUUCGGCUACCUAUUACUGCAUGUCUGAAUAUGCUUCAACUUUUGGUGCGCCAAUUUUGGUUCUGUACUUUUGUGUUUAAAACUAGAAGAAUAAGAUUGAAGUAUCAUGAAUAUAUUGGGUUCAUUUGCUCAUCUUGGUGUGUUGGAUGGGGUGUUAUCCUUGUGACGAUCGGAAUUUGCAAUAAGAAAAAACUUGUACAGCC
Molecule: messenger RNA, 1538 nt
Organism: Amaranthus tricolor (Joseph's coat)
Lineage: Eukaryota; Viridiplantae; Streptophyta; Magnoliopsida; Caryophyllales; Amaranthaceae
Product: cytochrome c1-2, heme protein, mitochondrial-like
Exons: 8
Coding region: 171-1091 (306 amino acids)
Biological process (GO): mitochondrial electron transport, ubiquinol to cytochrome c
Molecular function (GO): heme binding; electron transfer activity
Source: RefSeq, a predicted model, not a curated record